This is a messenger RNA of Vespula pensylvanica (western yellowjacket), 1328 nucleotides long. RefSeq names its product nucleoside diphosphate-linked moiety X motif 19. Gene Ontology annotation, cellular component: mitochondrion. The coding region runs from base 177 to 1265 and encodes 362 amino acids. Lineage: Eukaryota; Metazoa; Arthropoda; Insecta; Hymenoptera; Vespidae. The transcript is spliced from 6 exons. The record is from RefSeq and is a predicted model, not a curated record. Gene Ontology annotation, molecular function: hydrolase activity, acting on acid anhydrides, in phosphorus-containing anhydrides.
AGUUUAAAGGAAGAAGAUUUUGAUAAACUAAGGGAUGAACAAUUACAUCAAUUAUAUGAAUUAAUGGUAGCUGCAACAGGAAAAUCUGAAAAUAAAUUCAAUAAAUCAUAGAUUCAAUGUUUAUAAAUGUAAAGUAAAGAAGGUCAUAAAGAAAAGAUAUUAAUAAAUAUAGAAAGAUGAAAGGUUGGAAAGAAUCGGCAAGUUUGAUUUUAGCCGCACGACAUAGACAAAAAUAUAAUCGGGCCUUGCCAUCUUUAGUCUUUCAGUAUAAUUACAAAUUAUUAUGUUUGAAACGUCAUCGAAAUUCGAGUUUUUAUCCGGAAUCGUAUGUAUUUCCUGGAGGAGUCAUACAUCCAGCUGAUGCAGAUUUAAAAUGGCAAAAUUUAUUUCGUACCUUUGGUUUUGAUACCAACAGCUUUAAUUCCUUAUUCCCCAAUACUAAUUUACGUCCACAAAUAUUUCAAUCAAAAUCGAACGAAUUGCCAAAAGAGAUCUCUCUCCGUAUCACUGCGAUUCGUGAAACGUUUGAAGAAUGUGGUAUUUUGCUUUGUAAACAAGUUAAAAGAGAUGGUAUUCUUUCUAAUUGGGCCCAUGUUCUAUCAAUUCCCGAAGAGGAUGUACAAAAUUGGCAAACUAAAGUACACGAUGAUGCUACGGAAUUCUAUACAAUGUGUGAAAAAUUAAAGUGUUAUCCUGAUUUAUGGUCUUUACAUGAAUGGAGCAAUUGGUUAACUCCAACAUACUUUACUACGAAACGUUAUGAUACUAUUUUUUACAUGGCUUGUAUGCCAUUGAUACCAUAUUCUAAUUAUGAAACUAUUGAAAUGGAAGACAUAAAAUGGGAUACACCAAACAAUAUAUGUGCAGCUACAGAUAUGAUGAUGGCUCCCCCACAGCAUUAUGAAAUUUCAAGAAUUGUCAAGUAUGAGUGCUUGGAAAAUUUAUUGGAUUUUGCAAUAGAGAGGAGUAAACUUGGAGUAGAAUUAUAUUUACCGAUCAGAGUGUUGUUAAGAGAUGGAAAAAUGCAUGUCUUACCAGGAGAUUGUAUGUAUCCUAAAAAUCCUAGUUUAACAGAAAAACAAAUAAUUGAUAAAACAAAUAUGACAAUCGCCGAAUUCGAAGAAAUAUCACCUGUAAAGAACAGAAUCAUAUUUUUUGAUCUCGAAGUAAAGAAGGUUAUAGUUCAUAAUUUCGAUAGUACAGAAGGCCAUAUAGCGCCAAUGCCUGUCGAAAUUGUUUAUAUUAAAUCUUUGGAUAAAAAGUAACAAAAUGUAUUAACGUUUUAUUUAUUCUGUAUAAUUUUGCUUUUAGAAUAUAUAUAUAUAUAU